Molecule: messenger RNA, 7288 nt
Organism: Pongo pygmaeus (Bornean orangutan)
Lineage: Eukaryota; Metazoa; Chordata; Mammalia; Primates; Hominidae
Gene: QRICH2
Product: glutamine rich 2
Exons: 19
Coding region: 456-6935 (2159 amino acids)
Biological process (GO): cell projection assembly; flagellated sperm motility
Cellular component (GO): sperm flagellum
Source: RefSeq, a predicted model, not a curated record
AGGUUAAGGGGAUGGAUGGAGUCUAGUUGGAUCUUGGGAGGCCUCCUCAGCCCCUGUUGCCAAGGCUCCCGUUGUGAUCCUUGUGGUGGCCUUGGUUGCCCGCGGUGGCUUGCAGCGAGGCGUGUUGUUACGUGGAAUCUUCAGGGCACGCGGGGGCCCCCACGUUUCAAACGUCCGCCGGCGCGGGGACUGGGAGUCCAGGGCUCCAGCUCGGGGACCCGAGGCCAGCGACAGACAGCGGAGGGGUGGCCAUCGCAGACCCCGCCGGGGAGCGGAGGCGCAGAUUCCCUGGAGGCGGGAGCUGUGUCCAGUGACUCGCCCGGCGCGGCCGGACCCGGGGCAGGGGCGCCCCGAGGACCUCGCAGGGUCCCCGAAAGGCCCCAAGGCGCGGCGCGCAGUGAGCGGGAAGUGGUUGGCCGGCGCCCCACGGCGGCGCACAGCUCCUGACAGCCACGAUGCCCCCCGCGACCACGGUCUCCCUGCGGGAGCUGGCGGACCUCUCCAUCGGCACCCCAGAGGUGGGCGCCGUCAACUUCACGGCCCUGCACACGCUCAUCGUGGCCAUGCUCAAGAACCUCGACCUCCAAAAUACCCGGAUCGACUUCCAGGCCUCGUCGCCCGAGCCCAGCCGCUCGCUGCAGUCCGUCCGGAGCUCGCUCAGCAUCCCACACCUGCCCGCGUCCAAGGAGGUGCCCAAGGGGGCGCCCCGGGAGAAGCGCAGGGGCGUGGGCCGGGCGCCUUCGUCAGCGCUGGAGAGCCAAGUGAAGGACCUGGGCGGCCAGGUGGAGGACCUAAGCAAGCAGCUCAAGCGCGUGGACGGCCAGGUGCAGGGCAUCGCCACGCACGUGCAGCACUUCUCCCAGGCCAGCGGGCUCGACCUGGCCGCGCUAGAGUGGCCGGAGGAGCAGGAGGUGGGCGUGCGGGCGCUCUAUAGGGUGCGGACUGGGAGUAUCAUGAAGGACGCCGCCGAGGAGCUCAGCUUUGCCAGGGUACUUUCACAGCGGGUUGAUGAACUAGAGAAGCUAUUCAAAGAUCGGGAGCAAUUCCUGGAACUAGUCAGCCGGAAGCUGAGUUUGGUUCCUGGUGCAGAAGAAGUCACCAUGGUCACCUGGGAAGAGCUGGAGCAGGCGAUUACGGACGGCUGGAGAGCCUCACAAGCGGGCUCAGAAACACUUAUGGGAUUUUCUAAGCACGGAGGGUUCACUUCAUUAACAUCACCUGAAGGGACUCUAAGCGGAGCCUCUACCAAGCAACCAAGUAUUGACCAAGCUCUGGAUUCUGCCAGUGGUCUUGGCCCGGAUCAGACUGCAUCAGGAUCUGGUGGCGCAGCACACCCCUCUGAUGGGGUUUCCAGUAGGGAACAAAGCAAGGUCCCCUCUGGUACUGGUAGACAGCAGCAGCCGAGGGCCCGUGAUGAAGCUGGCAUGCCACGACUCCAUCAGUCUUCUAUAUUCCAAUUCAAAUCAGAUCAUCACAGGAGUAGAGAGAAGCUUACCUCGACACAUCCAAGAAGAGAUGAACGAGAUGCACGUCCUGGUCCAGUUCAAGAGGACUUAACCUCGGCCAGAGACCAGCCCAGUAGGGUGCCCGCUAGCCAGAGUCAGGUCCAUCUAAGGCCAGAUCGUCGUGGGUUAGAACCAACUGGCAUGAAUCAGCCUGGAUUAGUGCCUGCUAGCACUUACCCACGUGGUGUGGUACCCCUCAGCAUGGGUCAGCUUGGUGUGCCACCACCUGAAAUGGAUGAUCGGGAAUUGGUACCAUUUGUCAUGGAUGAGCAAUGUAUGUUGCCACCAUUGGUACCUGGCAGAGACCAGCAAGGAUUGGAACUACCUAGCACAGACCAACAUGGUCUGGUUUCAUUCAGUGCAUAUCAGCAUGGUAUGACACUUCCCGGCACAGACCAACGCAGUAUGGAACCACUUGGCGUGGAUCAGCGUGGAUUUGUAAUAUCAGGCAUGGGUCAGCAAGGACUAGUACCCCCUGGUAUGGACCAGCAAGGAUUGACAUUGCCUGUCGUCGAUCAACAUGGCCUGGUUCUACCUUUUACAGACCAGCAUGGUUUGGUAUCACCUGGUUUGAUGCCAAUUAGUGCAGAUCAGCAAGGUUUUGUGCAACCCAGUUUGGAAGCAACUGGCUUCAUACAACCUGGCACAGAGCAGCAUGAUUUGAUCCAGUAUGGCAGAUUUCAGCGUGCUUUGGUCCAACCUGGUGCAUAUCAGCCCGGCUUGGUCCAACCUGGUGCAGAUCAGCGUGGUUUGGUCCGGCCUGGAAUGGAUCAGUCUGGUUUGGCCCAACCUGGUAGAGAUCAGCAUGGUUUGGUCCAGCCUGGCACAGGUCAGCAUGAUUUGAUCCAAUCUGGCACAGGUCAGGGUGUCUUGGUACAGCCUGGUGUAGAUCAGCCCGGCAUGGUCCAACCUGGUGCAGAUCAGCAUGGUUUGGUGCAGAUUGGUGCAUAUCCACCUAGUUUGGUACAGCCUGGCAUGGAUCAGCAUGGUCUGGUCCACCCUGGCAUGGAUCAGCAUGGUCUGGUACAAUCUGGUGCAUUUCCUAGUGGCUGGAUACAGCCUGAUGUGUAUCUACCUGGACUGGUACGGCCUGGUACAUAUCCACAUGGUUUGGUACAGCCUGGUGCAGAACCACGUAGCUUGGUCCAACCUGGUAUAGAUCAACAUGGUUUGGUUCAGCUAGGAGCCGGUCAAUAUGGUUUUGUGCAGCCUGGCAUAGAUCAGUUUGGCUUGGUGCAACCUGGUGCAGGUCAGCAAGGUUUGGUCCAGCCUGGUGCAGAUCAGUAUGGUGUGGUCCAACCUGGAAUGGAUCAGCAUGGUUUCGCACAACCUGGUGCACUUCAGCAUAGUUUGGGGCAACCUGGUGCAGUUCAGCGUGGUUUGGUCCAACCUGGAGUGGAUCAGUGUGGUUUGGUACCACCUGAUUCAGUUCAGCGUGGUUUGGCACAACCUGAUGUAGAUCAACAUGGUUUGGUACAAUCUGGUGCAGAUCAGCCUGGUCUGGUCCAACCUGGAGUGGAUCAGCAUGGUUUGGUACAACCUGGUGCAGAUCAGCAUGGUUUGGGGCAACCUGGUGCAGUUCAGCGUAGUUUGGGGCAACCUGGUAUAGAUCAGCGUGGUUUGGCACAACCUGGUGCAGAUCAGAGUGAUUUGGCACAACCUGGUGCAGUUCAGCAUCGUUUGGCUCAACCUGGUGCAGUUCAGCAUGGUUUGGUCCAACCUGGAGUGGAUCAGCGUGGUUUGGUCCAACCUGGAGUGGACCAGCGUGGUUUGGCACAACCUCGUGCAGAUCAGCAUGGUUUGGUCCCACCUGGUGCAGAUCAGCGUGGUUUGGUCCAACCUGGUGCAGAUCAGCGUGGUUUGGUCCAACCUGGAGUGGAUCAGCAUGGUUUGGUCCAACCUGGAGUGGAUCAGCGUGGUUUGGUCCAACCUGGAGUGGACCAGCAUGGUUUGGCACAACCUCGUGCAGAUCAGCGUGGUUUGGUCCCACCUGGUGCAGAUCAGCGUGGUUUGGUCCAACCUGGUGCAGAUCAGCGUGGUUUGGUCCAACCUGGAGUGGAUCAGCGUGGUUUGGUCCAACCUGGAGUGGAUCAGCGUGGUUUGGUCCAACCUGGAGUGGAUCAGCGUGGUUUGGCACAACCUGGUGAAGUUCAGCGUAGUUUGGUGCAACCUGGUGCAGUUCAGCAUCGUUUUGUCCAACCUGGUGCAGUUCAGCGUGGUUUGGUCCAACCUCAACCUGGUGUGGAUCAGCGUGGUUUGGUCCAACCUGGUGCGGAUCAGCGUGGUUUGGUCCAACCUGGAGUGGAUCAGCGUGGUUUGGUCCAACCUGGAGUGGAUCAGCGUGGUUUGGUCCAACCUGGAGUGGAUCAGCGUGGUUUGGUGCAACCUGGAGUGGAUCAGCGUGGUUUGGUCCAACCUGGAGCGGAUCAGCGUGGUUUGGUCCAACCUGGUGCAGAUCAGCCUGGUUUGGUCCAGCCUGGUGCAGGUCAACUGGGUAUGGUGCAGCCUGGAAUAGGUCAGCAAGGUAUGGUGCAACCUCAGGCAGAUCCACAUGGCCUGGUACAACCUGGUGCCUAUCCUCUUGAUUUGGUACAACCUGGUGCAUAUUUGCAUGAUUUGUCUCAACCUGGGACAUAUCCACGUGGUCUGGUGCAGCCUGGAAUGGAUCGGUAUGGUUUGAGACAACCUGGUGCAUAUCGGCCAGGCUUGAUAGCACCAGGCACAAAGCUUCGUGGCUCUUCAACAUCCCAGGCAGAUUCUACAGGUUUUAUAUCAGUACGUCCAUAUCAACAUGGUAUGGUAGCUCCUGGCAGAGAACAAUACGGCCAGGUGUCACCACUCCUAGCCAGUCAAGGUUUGGCAUCACCUGGUAUAGACCAAAGGAGUUUGGUACCACCAGAAACUUAUCAGCAAGGUUUGAUGCAUCCUGGCACAGACCAGCAUGGCCCAAUACCACUGAGUACAGGUUUGGGAUCUACACACCCAGAUCAACAGCAUUUGGCAUCACCUGACCCAGGGGAGCAUGACCAGGUAUACCCAGAUGCAGCUCAGCAUGGCCAUGCUUUCUCUCUCUUUGACAGUCGUGAUUCAAUGUAUCCUGGUUAUUGUGGCCCAGGGUAUCUAAGUGCUGAUCAGCAUGGCCAGGAAGGUUUGGAUCCAAAUAGAACACAAGCCUCGGACCAACAUGGAAUUCCUGCCCAGAAGGCCCCAGGCCAAGAUGUCACCCUUUUCAGGAGUCCAGACUCUGUCAACCGAGUCUCAUCAGAAGGGAGCGAAGUCUCGAGUGAAGUCCUGAGUGAGCGACGCGAUUCACUGUGUAAAAUGAGUUCUAGUUUCCCCACAGCAGUGGAGACAUUGCGUCUGUUGGGAGAGCUCAGUAGCCUCUACGUGGGGCUAAAGGAGAGUAUGAAGGAUGUGGAUGAGGAGCAGGCCGGCCAAACCGACUUGGAGAAGAUCCAGUUCCUGCUGGCACAGAUGGUCAAAAGGACCAUACCUCCUGAACUGCAGGAGCAGCUGAAGACUGUAAAGACGCUAGCCAAAGAAGUUCGGCAGGAAAAAGCAAAAGUGGAAAGGCUGCAAAGGAUCCUGGAGGGGGAAAGGAAUCAAGAAGCAGGGAAGGAACUGAAAGCUGGAGAGCUGAGAUUACAACUGGGUGUCCUCAGAGUCACCGUGGCUGACAUAGAGAAGGAGCUGGCCCAGUUGAGGGAGAGCCAAGACAGGGGCAAGGCUGCCAUGGAAAAUUCUGUCUCUGAAGCCUCCCUUUAUCUGCAGGACCAGCUGGACAAGCUCAGGAUGAUCAUUGAGAGCAUGCUGACCUCCUCCUCCACGCUCCUGUCCAUGAGCAUGGCCCCGCACAAGACCCACACCUUGGCUCCUGGCCAGAUCGACCCUGAGGCCACCUGUCCAGCCUGCAGCCUGGAUGUGAGCCAUCAGGUCAGCACGCUGGUGCAGCGCUAUGAGCAACUCCAAGACAUGGUCAACAGCCUGGCCAUCUCCCGACCCUCCAAGAAGGCCAAGCUCCAGAGACAGGACGAGGAGCUGCUGGGUCGCGUGCAGAGUGCCAUCCUGCAGGUGCAGGGUGACUGCGAGAAGCUCAACAUCACCACUAGCAACCUCAUUGAGGACCAUCGGCAGAAACAGAAGGACAUUGCUAUGCUGUACCAGGGUCUGGAGAAGCUCGAUAAGGAAAAGGCCAACAGGGAGCACCUGGAGAUGGAGAUCGAUGUGAAAGCCGACAAGAGUGCUCUGGCCACCAAAGUGAGCCGUAUCCAGUUUGAUGCCACCACGGAGCAGCUGAACCACAUGAUGCAGGAGCUGGUGGCCAAGAUGAGCGGGCAGGAGCAGGACUGGCAGAAGAUGCUGGACAAGCUGCUCACAGAGAUGGACAACAAGCUGGACCGCCUGGAGCUGGACCCAGUGAAGCAGUUGCUGGAGGAUCGGUGGAAAUCGCUGCGACAGCAGCUCAGGGAGCGCCCCCCACUCUACCAGGCAGACGAGGCGGCUGCCAUGCGGAGGCAGCUCCUGGCGCAUUUCCACUGCCUCUCAUGUGACCGGCCCUUGGAGACACCUGUGACCGGACAUGCCAUCCCCGUGACCCCCGCGGGUCCAGGCCUACCUGGGCACCAUUCCCUCCGCCCCUACACGGUGUUUGAACUGGAGCAGGUCCGGCAGCAUAGCCGCAACCUCAAGCUGGGCAGUGCCUUCCCUCGGGGUGACCUGGCGCAGAUGGAGCAGAGCGUGGGGCGCCUGCGCUCCAUGCACUCCAAGAUGCUGAUGAACAUCGAGAAGGUGCAGAUCCACUUCGGGGGCUCCACCAAGGCCAGCAGCCAGAUAAUCCGCGAGCUGCUGCACGCCCAUUGCCUGGGCUCCCCCUGCUACAAACGGGUGACAGAUAUGGCUGAUUAUACCUACUCAACCGUGCCCCGGCGCUGCGGAGGCAGCCACACCCUCACCUACCCCUACCACCGCAGCCGCCCGCAGCACCUACCCCGGGGCCUGUAUCCCACUGAAGAGAUCCAGAUUGCCAUGAAGCGUGAUGAGGUGGACAUCUUGGGCCUGGAUGGCCACAUUUACAAGGGACGGAUGGACACAAGGCUGCCGGGCAUCCUCCGCAAAGACAGCUCAGGGACCUCAAAGCACAAGUCCCAGCAGCCCAGGCCCCACGUGCACAGGCCGCCAUCCCUCGGCGGCAAUGGCCAGCUGCCCUCUCGGCCACAGAGCGCCCAGAUGUCGGCUGGCAACACCUCAGUUUCUUCUCAUCAACAGAAAGACAGACCUUCCUCCGAGGGCCGUCUCUCCCAGCCGAACACAGCCCACCCGCCCAGCUCCGCCGCGGUGGCAAACAGGGGGCUGGAGAGGCACGUGGACAUGCCUCCUGGGGAGGGGCUCGAGGAGCCCACGCGGGGGCCGCGGUCCAGCACUGCUCAGUGAGCAGAGGUGUAAAUAAACAUUCAGGAGGAAGUUUAGGUGUGGCGAAUCUUCCCUGACAGUCCUGGCUCAGGAGGAUCCAGGGAGAGGGAAGUACCCGCUGCUGGCCAGGCAGCCCCCCAUGUGCCUCCAGACCACCCCCAGGCCCGCCUGCUCGGCAGACCUUCUCUUGGACAGUGGGUCCUCAGCUUCCAUUCUCCAAGGGCGCCGGGGCUUCGGAGGGCUGGACACUGCACUGGGGACAGGGAGACUCCUGGCCCCGGGACCAGCUGGGCCGGCGCUCACCCCACCAACUCUCUCCUGGCCUCAGCUAGAUUGGGGGUGCUCUGCCUUCUGCCUCUAGACCUGCCUUCUAG